UCGCGUCUGUCAAAAGGGGAAAAAUCCUCGCACUUUGUUUACGUACCUACGCGAAGAAUCGCGGACAGAAUUCAGAAUUUCGCAGUCGCACGGUGAAUAAAUUACCAAUCUCAAAAUUCCUACGAAAAAUGUGAAAACCAGCGCUCCCGCAAUGUCACUCCCGCUCAAGUACGGUGCCAUAAAGCAGGCACUAGUGCCGAAAAGUGAUUUCAACCGUUACCUGGUGGCAUUUGUUGGGGCUCUGGUCCUGCUGGCGCUUUUGUUUGGUGGCAGCUCGGUUUCGGAAGCGGAUGGCGAGCGGCUCUCGUUGGAUCUGGUAGACAUCCCGCAGAUUGUGCUCGACAAGGAUGUGGAGUUGGCACGGGCUCGAAAUAGGAACUGUUCCUACUGGGACUGCUUCAAUGUGUAUCGGUGCGGACAGAGAGGGCUGACGGGGGGCACCGAGGAACAGCAGGAACGGAUCUCGAUUUAUGUUUACCCGCUGAAGGAGUACGUGGAUGGGGACACGCGGAAGCAGGCGUUUCAACUGACGAAGGAGUUCUACACGAUUUUGAAGACGAUCGUGAACAGUCCGUAUUAUACGGCCAAUCCGAACGAGGCCUGUCUCUUUGUUCCGACGUUGGACACGCUCAAUCAGAAUCGGAUCGAUGUGAAUCUGGUGGGAAAGGCGCUGGCUUCGUUGCCCUACUGGGAGAAUGGCGAGAACCACAUUUUGUUCAACUUCAUAGCCGGAUCAGCGCCAGACUUCAACACGGUUCUGGACGUGAACACCGAUCGGGCCAUGAUCCUCGGGUCAGGAUUCGACAGCUGGACGUUCCGACCGGGAUUCGAUCUCCCCAUGCCAAUGUUCAGCUCAAUUCUAGAACACCACCAGUUGAAUUCUAUGAAUCUGGAUCGAAAGUUCUUGCUGAUAUCGUCGCAGCUGAACAUUUUCCAACGACAGUAUCGAAUCAUGCAGGAGUUGACUUACGACUUUCCGAACGACAUCCUGUUGUUGCAACGCUGUCCAACAACGACCGUCAAAGCGGAGGAAAGUUUCGACGCUUCACGGCCUAUCGAGACGGCCAGCAGUCCUGAAGAACUGAUCAAAUCGAUCAAGGAUAUUCGUUGUAAUUUCCCGCAGGGCAACGAAUACGAAUAUCCUGGCGUGUUGGAGAACGGUCAGUUCUGCUUGAUUGCUAGAGGAGUCCGACUUUCGCAACCAACGCUAAUGGACGCAUUAGCAGCCGGGUGCAUUCCUGUGAUCAUGUCAGACAACCUAAUUCUUCCGUUCAGCGACAUUCUCGACUGGGACCUAAUCUCCAUACGAAUCUACGAGAACAAUCUCCACUCGGUGAUCACCACCCUCAAAGCAGUAUCCAAAGAACGCAUCCAAGAACUCCGAGCCCAAGGAGCUUACGUCUACGAUCGCUACUUUUCCAGCCUCGAAAAGAUCAUCCUGACAACCCUUGAUCAACUAAACGAUCGUAUCUUCCCGCAUCUCAGCAAGACCUACAUGCACUGGAACGUUCCAAAAACCCAACAUUCCACACAGAAUCCCCUAUUCCUCCCACUUAUCGCUCCAAAAUCCCAAGGCUUCACAGCCGUGAUCCUCACCUACGAUCGCAUCGAGAGCCUUUUCAUCCUGAUCCAGAAGCUCGCCACAGUUCCAUCCCUUCAGAAAAUUCUAGUCAUCUGGAACAACCAGAAAAAGUCCCCGCCCCAUCCAUCGCUCUUUCCCAAAAUCGGCAAACCGCUCAAAGUGAUCCAAACCACGGCCAACAAGCUCUCCAAUCGGUUCUACCCGUACGAAGAGAUCGAAACCGAAGCCAUCCUCACGAUCGACGACGACAUCGUGAUGCUGACCGCGGACGAGCUGGACUUUGGCUACGAGGUGUGGCGCGAAUUCCCCGAUCGGAUCGUCGGUUUCCCAUCGCGGACGCACGUCUGGGACAACGCGACCAACCGGUGGCGCUAUGAGUCCGAGUGGACCAACCAGAUCUCGAUGGUCCUGACGGGGGCCGCCUUCCAUCACAAGUACUGGAGCUACAUGUACACCAACGCCAUGCCCGGCAACAUCAAGGACUGGGUCGACGAGCACAUGAACUGCGAGGACAUUGCCAUGAACUUCCUGGUGGCGAACAUCACCAACAAACCGCCGAUCAAGGUGGCCCCGCGGAAGAAGUUCAAGUGCCCCGAGUGCACCAACAACGAGAUGCUGUCGGCGGACCUGAACCACAUGAUGGAGCGAUCGGCUUGCAUCAACCGGUUUGCGGAGAUCUACGGGACGAUGCCACUAAAGACGGUGGAGUUCCGGGCCGAUCCGGUACUAUUUAAGGAUAACUUCCCGGAGAAGUUGAAGCGGUUCAACGACAUCGGUAGCCUGUGAGGAGCAGGCGACUCGAGGUGCAAUUUUGAAUAGGGGAAUCGUGUUUAAGGCAUUUACUUAGUGUAAGCUUUGUGGUGCGUGCAGUUAGUGUUGCAGAGCGUUAUGCUGCCAUAGUAGUUCUCAUAUCAACGUUAGUCGAUUAGUUUUAAAAAAUAAUUAGAUGUAUCACAGAA
Molecule: messenger RNA, 2541 nt
Organism: Aedes aegypti (yellow fever mosquito)
Lineage: Eukaryota; Metazoa; Arthropoda; Insecta; Diptera; Culicidae
Gene: sotv
Product: exostosin-2
Exons: 2
Coding region: 152-2368 (738 amino acids)
Cellular component (GO): membrane
Molecular function (GO): glycosyltransferase activity
Source: RefSeq, a predicted model, not a curated record